Juglans microcarpa x Juglans regia is the source of this 2101-nucleotide messenger RNA. RefSeq names its product probable protein phosphatase 2C 27. NCBI's taxonomy places the organism in Eukaryota, Viridiplantae, Streptophyta, Magnoliopsida, Fagales, Juglandaceae. Gene Ontology annotation, biological process: protein dephosphorylation. Gene Ontology annotation, molecular function: protein serine/threonine phosphatase activity; cation binding. The record is from RefSeq and is a predicted model, not a curated record.
CGAUUACUUGGAAUCCCCGGUGGCCAACCACAUACCAACAAGUUCGUCUCCUCUGUCUCUGUCUCUCUGUCUCUCUCUCUCAUAGAGACCUCUUCUUAGGGUUCCUUCGAUUACCUGUCAGCGAAGGGAAAAAGCAUUCGAAUCAUCGUCAUCGUCAUCGUCAUCGUCGUCUGUGAGAUUCCCUGUUUGUCUCGGGUUCCGCCUUCGAUUUUCGUUCAAGAUUUUAAUUUGCUGUGAUUUUUUACUAGACAUUUUUGUAAAUUGUCGGGGGGUUGAUGGAUUUGAUCUGCUAGUUGAUUUGAGAAUUAUUGGGAAGCUUUAAAAAUUCGAAAUUUGAGGUUUGCUCUGUAAACUUUCGUGAUUCUCUCUGACUUUUUGGACACCUUUAAGGAACUCUAAACUGCAAAUUACGAUAAAGGUAGAAUUGCUCAUUUCGUGAAGCGUUUACUUUGCUUGCUAGAUAUUCUUCUUUCUACCGUUGAUUGAUAACUUGAAGGACUUUAAUAAAGUGAAGUUUGCAAAUUUGGGCUGCUUGUGGAGCUUCCAUUCUGGACAGAUCCAACGAAUUUGAGUUGCUUGAUCUGGAAUUUAAUUGCCACGUAACAUUACUGAAGUGGGUUUUGCUUUGGAACCGUCUUAAACUUAGGUUAUUCGUGGAUUCUUGCAAAGGGAUUUGUUUGGUUGAGUUAAAGGUGUCGUGCUGAGUAAUUAAAUUUAUGAUUUGGAACGGGUUAUGGCUGCGGGUAUGGAUCUUUCGCCUCCAUUUGCGAUAUUAGAAGGUGGUUACAAUAACAUGGAUAAUGUAUCUACUAUGGAAGAUCAGAGCUCGGAGAGCUUGAAUAAUUUGAAAAAAAUGACAAAUGGAAAACCUCCACGGCAUCUUUCAGUUAUGCGGCAUAGCAUGUGCUCGAUGAGGCUGCUGGCCACUGCUGAGUUGGAUUUGGAUGUCAGUAUUAUUUCCAGUAAAUCUCCUUCUGAUGAAAAGUCAGAUUUCUUACCCAUGCUCCGCUCGGGGAGCUGUGCAGAAAGAGGACCUAAACAGUACAUGGAGGAUGAGCACAUAUGUGUAGAUAAUCUUAUUGAACAUCUAGGUGCAACUGCUGACUUCCCUUCUCCUGGGGCUUUCUAUGGGGUGUUUGAUGGCCAUGGAGGUACAGAUGCAGCAUCAUUUGUCAGACAUAACAUCCUUAGAUUCAUAGUUGAGGACUCCCAAUUCCCAAUCUGUGUAGAGAAGGCAAUUAAGAGUGCUUUUGUUAAAGCUGAUUAUGCAUUUGCUGAUGCCAGUUCUCUUGAUAUCUCCUCUGGCACCACUGCUCUAACUGCACUUAUUUUUGGCAGGACAAUGAUAAUUGCAAAUGCCGGGGAUUGUCGUGCAGUUCUUGGGAGGCGAGGUAGGGCAAUCGAGAUGUCAAAGGACCAUAAACCCAAUUGCACAUCUGAAAGAAUAAGAAUUGAGAAACUUGGUGGUGUCAUAUAUGAUGGAUACCUCAAUGGCCAAUUAUCCGUGGCUCGUGCGUUAGGAGACUGGCACAUGAAGGGCCCCAAAGGUUCCGCCUGCCCUUUAAGUGCAGAACCAGAGUUGCUGGAGACAUGCCUGACUGAGGACGAUGAGUUCUUGAUAAUGGGUUGCGAUGGCCUGUGGGAUGUAAUGAGCAGCCAGUGUGCUGUCACUAUGGCGAGGAAAGAAUUGAUGCUCCACAAUGAUCCUGAAAGAUGCUCAAGAGAGCUGGUCAGAGAGGCACUCAAGCGCAACACCUGUGAUAAUUUAACGGUUAUUGUGGUGUUUUUCUUCAGACCCUCCCCUCGGAUAGAGAUACCUCAAUCCCGAGUUAGGAGGAGUAUAUCAGCGGAAGGAUUGAAUUUACUCAAAGGCGUAUUGGACUGUAAUUCAUGAUUAGGAAGGGGAAUGGUUGAAAGAUUGAUGUACAUAUAUUGAGGUGACUAUUGGUUAAGGGCAUUUUAGCCCCUGAGCUGCUGCUGCACCCAUUUACUUGGGCUACUCCCACUGCACUUGUUGCUUUUGUUCUAUUUGUUGCUCCCUUUUCGAUGGCUGGCAUUCAGCCUCAUUCAUAGAAAUAAAAUUAUUUAGGAUUGAUUUUCA